AUCAUUGUAAAAAAAUUAUUUUGACUCGAAUGAAAAAAGAUUUUUUUUGGGGAUAGGGGGGAAUAUGGCCACCACCUAUAUACGGACGGUUAAGGGAGUAUAUAAACAGAGCGGCGCAGAUGGGAUCGCCGCUGAGUACGAACAAGAUGGCGAGUAACGAAGCGGCGGAGAAGGCUCUUGCCAAAGCCCAGGAGAUCGUUUCCUCUCACCCCGUCGUCGUCUUCAGCAAGACAUAUUGUGGAUUUUGCAAGACAGUGAAGAAGCUUCUUUCUGAUCUUGGUGCUGCUCAAGAAGUCAUUGAACUUGAUGAAGAAAGUGAUGGGGCUGCUAUUCAGGAUGCACUACAUGCAUGGACUAAGCAGAGGAGUGUGCCGAAUGUUUUUAUUGGAGGGAAGCAUGUCGGCGGCUGUGAUGACACUCAGAAGUUGCACAGAGAAGGGAAGCUUGUCCCCAUGCUGGAAGAAGCAAAGGUAAAAGACGCUGGUGCCCUUGCCACCGAGGACCCUGCUCAGCCUUCCAAGGACAAUGACGACAUUUCCGGCAAGGCACCUGCUCUUCUGUAGAAGCAACUGAGUGUGACAGGUCAUAACUCCUACUAGUGGACUUCAGAGAUCCAAGAAAAACUGAUAUGGAAAAAGGGUUAUGCUAUAUAUAGUAAUCCAAAGAUGAUACCAAAUGUGAUAUGAUUAGUGAGUGUCUAUGUCAACCUUGGAGUUUUAAGUUCUUUUUUUAAGUUUUAAAUAAAAUCUUGGUUGCAUUUGUGCUAUAUAGCCAAAUGAUCCUUUUUUAAUAUUUUCUCUUUUCUAUAAUUCCUAUUGAUCAUAUUUGAUAGAAUAACGUAGUGAUGUUUUU
Molecule: messenger RNA, 852 nt
Organism: Cuscuta campestris
Lineage: Eukaryota; Viridiplantae; Streptophyta; Magnoliopsida; Solanales; Convolvulaceae
Source: the annotation of a GenBank genome assembly